Molecule: messenger RNA, 2755 nt
Organism: Bactrocera dorsalis (oriental fruit fly)
Lineage: Eukaryota; Metazoa; Arthropoda; Insecta; Diptera; Tephritidae
Product: zinc finger protein 91
Exons: 8
Coding region: 136-2709 (857 amino acids)
Biological process (GO): regulation of transcription by RNA polymerase II
Cellular component (GO): nucleus
Molecular function (GO): DNA-binding transcription factor activity; RNA polymerase II cis-regulatory region sequence-specific DNA binding; zinc ion binding
Source: RefSeq, a predicted model, not a curated record
UUAUAGAGAUAGUUCCUAUUGCUAGUGGAGCCAUUCCAUUCCGAAUAGAAAUGAUCGAUUGAAAGAUAUUUAUCACAAUAGAAAACUAUCGCCUACUAAUUUCUUGUACAUCGAAUAACUACAGUUUUUCAAACAAUGGAAGGAAUUAAAUGUCGGGCAUGUUUAUUAGAAAAAGAUCUGGCAGAUCUUUGUGAUUGGUAUUUAACAAUGGAAAUAGGUGAUGCUUUGACAUAUCUGGAAUGUUUUGAAAUGUGUACUCAAUUGGAUAUAAAAAGUACAAAUGCUAAUUCACCUUAUGUUAAGGAUAUGCAUUACUUGUGCCAGGACUGUAUUCAAGAGUUGAUUAUUUCUUACCAAUUUAUAAGAAAGGCACUAAAAUCUGCUCAUGAAUUAUGUUUUCUAUCAAAAAAUAAAGAUAAUUUAUCGAAUAUGAGAAGAAAUGCAUUUGAAUAUGUAUAUAUACAGGAGGCCCUUCUAAGCGACGAAUACAUAAGUAUAUCUCAAAAAAAUCAAGCUUCCGAUCUACCCAAUGAAACUUGUACACAAACAUAUAAGAAACAGGAUGCUAAAAUACAUCUAGCAAAAGGCAAAAAAGUAUCCCGAAAGGAAAAGAAAGGCAAACUUGAAGCAGAAAACAAGCAAUUUCCAUGCGAUCAUUGUAAAAAAUUAUUUCCGGCAAAUAAAUUACAACAACACAAGUCCCGGUAUCAUAGGCCAAAGAUCUUUCUUUGUGAUAUUUGCCCAAGUUCUUUUAGCAUUGCAAAUAACUUACGCCGACAUCAACGCACACAUGACUCGAAUCGUCAACGAAACUUUUCUUGUAGUGACUGUGGUCGUACAUUUUUUACAGAGGAUGUUUAUAGGACUCACCUAAAAAUACAUCAGACAUCACGUCGAGCGAAAUUCGCGUGCAAUCAAUGUGACAAAACAUUCAUGCAUAAGGGCAGUCUUACCUUACAUAUUCAAAAACACAUAGGCCCAAAAAAUGAGUGUAAUAUUUGUCAAAAACGUUAUGUUCGAAAAAUCGACUUAGAUGUUCAUAUGCGUAAUCAUUCCGGCGAUGUGCCAUAUAAAUGCUGCAAAUGCGAUAAGGCAUUUAUGACAACCAGCGCAUUGAGAAAACACGAAAUACUUCAUUCUGGUGUACGUUAUAAGUGUGAUAUCUGCAAUAAGGAGUAUUCUCAUCCCUCAAAACUAACUCGUCACAUCUUGUAUCAUACAGGCCUUCCUUUAAAAUGUGCAAUAUGUAACAAAGGAUUCGCUGAGCCAAAUAAGAUUCGAAGGCAUAUCCGCACUGUGCACAAAUUAGAAGACAUUUCUCGCGUAAAUGAACUUACCAUUAAAAAAAUGGAAUUCAUUCCUAACAUGUGCCGAGUUUGUUUAAGGGUGGAAGGUUCAGUACCACUCAUUAAUUGGAAUCAAUCUGUCCAUGUCGAGGAUUUGAACGAAAGUUUAUCGUAUUCUGAAUGUUUUCAGCAGUGCACUCAAUUGAAUUUAAAUUAUGAAAAUAGUGGAAAUGAACAUUCAAUGAGUAUAUACGAACAUUUUUGCAGUAGCUGUGCUGAUAAACUCAAAGACGCGUACUUAUUUAUUACAAAAGCUCGAGAAGCAGACAAAACUUUGCGUAUGAAUUACUGGAAAUCAGAUUCCGAUAAUAAUAAGUUUUUUGAAUGGGUUGGGGUUGGUAAAGAAUAUACAAAAGUUGAUCUCAAGAAAAGGGAGGAGGAGGACCAAAUCAGCUUGGGAAGCAAUACCUUUUUUGAUGAAAACACAAAUUCGCAAGGCUGUGUUCAAAAUGUACAUGAGGAAAACUUUCACGAAUCUGAAGUAUUAAAUUCAUCAAAGUCAAUUUUAUCCAGCAUAUCUAAACAUAUCCAUUCCAAGGAAAAUCGUAGGAAAAAAAACAUGACAAAAUCAGGAAUCGAGCAAAUGAAUGAUGUGGUUUGUGGAAUCAGCAAAAAGUCAAUGAUUCAAACACAGCUUUUACGCCAUUCCUGCAGCAGACGUGUAGAAUCCUUUCUCUGCAAAUCAUGUCCUCGCACCUUUAGACAUCGCAGUACCUUAACACAACAUGAACUUAUACAUGAAAACAACAGGGAGCGAAAGUUUGAUUGUGCAGUGUGCGGCAGAAAAUUUUAUACACAAAUGGCACGGAGAAAUCAUUUAAAAACACAUGAUCCCAGUCGGAAACCAAGAUUCCACUGUAGUGAUUGUGGUCAGUCUUUUUUGUUCAAGGGCAAUCUUUUAGUGCAUCAACAAAAACAUGCUGGUCAAACUAUUCAGUGUACAUAUUGCCAGAAACGCUAUGUACGUGCAGUAGAUCUGGAAGUCCACCUACGAAGUCACACAGGCGAUACACCGUUCAAGUGUGAUAAGUGCGAAAAGGCUUUUACGAAAAGGUCCACAUUACAAAAGCAUUUACAAUUACACGAGGGCAUCCAAUGGAAAUGUGAAGAUUGUGGAAAACAAUACUUAUAUGAAUGGACGCUUCAAAGGCAUCGUUUAGAACACACUGGUUUGCCGUUAAAAUGUUCUAUUUGUGGAAAGGAAUUUCCUGAAAUGUACAAAAUUCGGCGCCAUAUCAAGUGUGUUCACAAAAUAAACUUGUCUGAAUUGGAAAAUUUCGUCGUGAGAUUAAAGGAUAAAAAGAAACAUGAGAAUUUGUCACUUAAUUCUUUGGACGUAAAAAGAGAGGCUAAAGUUAUUUAGUAAUUAAUUUUUUAAUAUUUGCAAUUAUAUGUUGAAAAAAGCAUAA